AAUUCAAAAAUUAGUUUUCAUUUUACUUUGUGAGUUUUCUCUUUCUUUUAUUCUAAUACAAAUACUCCUCGUAUAGUAACAUUUUAUAGUACUAUUUACUUGUUCUUCACAUCAUCCAGGUUCUUCGCGCGGUUCGGUUACUGGGGCCACCGCUUUCAAAAUUCCGUUAACUUCGCCGUUACUCCGUCUCCUUCCUCCAUCGCCGCCGUCCUUCUUCGCAGUCAACUUCUAUUCUCCGACGAUCAAAAAAUGGACGUUCUCCGUUUCACCUCUCUAAAUUCACGCGAUUUCCAUUUUCAUUACCGUCUGGAAUUUACUGGAAGAACAUCCGCCGUUAUCCGCUCCGACGCCGUUAAACCUUCCGGAAAAAGAAACGGGUUCAAACGUGCUACAAUUUCAAAACCGGCGGCGAUUCUGACUGCAUCUGAACCGGUGCAGAUUGAACCGGAACCGGAACCGGAUCAAUCAGAUGGUACAUUGCCAUUAGUAGUGCAUCCGAGUUCGUUACAGUGCGAUCAAGGUUAUUUGAUACCGAAUAAUCCACGUGGUGAUAUUGGGUACAGCUACGUAAGGGAAAUAUUGACCUCAAAAGUGUAUGAAAUAGCUGAGGAGACGCCUUUGCAGCUUGCGAGUAAGCUAUCGGAUCGGUUAGGGGUAAAUUUAUGGCUUAAACGUGAAGAUCUUCAUCCGGUAUUCUCAUUCAAGAUCAGAGGAUCUUACCAUAUGAUGGCAAAACUCUCCAAGGAGCAGUUAGAAAAGGGGGUUAUAUGCUCAUCAGCUGGAAAUCAUGCACAAGGUGUUGCAUUAGCUGCCAAGAGACUUGGCUGCAAUGCUGUGAUUGUGAUGCCUGUUAUUACAGCAGAAAUUAAAUGGAAAUCAGUUGAGAGAUUGGGUGCUACUGUUGUUCGUGUGGGGGACACAUAUGAAGAAGCUCAAGCAUAUGCCGUAGCUCGGGGCAAAGCAGAAGGUCGUGCAUUCAUCCCUCCCUUUGAUCACCCAGAUAUCAUAACAGGGCAAGGUACUGUUGGAAUGGAGAUUAAUCGGCAACUCAAAGAUAAGAUACACGCAAUAUUUGUGCCUGUUGGUGGAGGGGGUCUUAUAGCUGGCAUUGCUGCCUAUAUGAAAAAGGUCUCUCCUGAUACAAAGAUUAUUGGUGUUGAGCCAGUGGAUUCAAAUUCAUUGGCGUUGGCAUUACACCAUGAUCGACCAGUAAUGCUGGAACAAGUUGGAGGUUUUGCAGAUGCAGUAGCUAUUAAAAUGGUUGGUGAAGAAAGUUUCCGUCUCUGCAGGGAAUUAAUAGAUGGGGUGGUCCUAGUUAAUCAUGAUGCUAUAUGUGCAUCGAUAAAGGACAUGUUUGAAGAGAAAAGAAGCAUACUGGAGCCAGCAGGUGCACUUGCCCUGGCUGGAGCUGAAGCAUACUGUAAGUACUAUGGCCUGAAGGGAGAAAACAUUGUAGCACUAACUAGUGGAGCUAACAUGAACUUCGACAGACUUAGAUUUGUAACUGAACUUGCGGAUGUUGGUAGACAGCGGGAAGCUUUUCUCGCUACUUAUAUGUCUGUAGAGCCAGGCAGCUUCAAGAUGUUCUAUGAGAUGGUGGAACAUAUGAAUAUUACUGAAUUGAAGUUCAGAUAUAGUUCUGAGAAAGAAAAUGCUAGAGUACUUUACAGAGUUGGUCGUCACACUAAAUCGGAACUUGAAGAAAUAGUGGACAGAAUGGAAUCAUCACAACUGCAUACCUUUAAUUUUACCGAUAAUGAAUUGGUCAAAGCUCAUCUACGGCAUUUGAUGGAUGGUACAUCAAAUGUUCACAAUGAGCUUAUCGGUCGAUUCAUCUUCCCCAACCGGCCUGGUGCUUUAAUGAAGUUUUUAGAUACUUUCAGCCCACGUUGGAACAUAAGUCUAUUACAUUACCGUGCACAGGGAGAAACUGGUGCGAAUGUGUUAAUCGGCAUCCAAGUUCCAGAGGAUGAGGUUGAUGAAUUCCGGGAUCAAGCUGACAGUCUUGGCUAUGAAUAUGCAGUGGAGACUCUCAAUGAAGCUUUCCAGGAACUAAUGCAUUGAAACAGUUGGUAUGCGUAAUGCAGUGUACACAGAUUGGCUUGUGUUGAUAUCUGCUGAUCACAGUGUUUGCUCAGGCUUUGCCUACACAACUGAAGUUUGGUCCUUAAGAAAGUGGCUUUCUCAAUGUUCUGAAACGAAACGAGAUUCUGCUUUUAGCUUCAUUCAAAAUAAUACUAGUCAUAGUCUUCAUACAUAAAUAAUGGAGUUUGUUAAGUAGACAUAACCAUUGGCUGGAAGUUUAUGAAUUUGUCAGUGUUGUUUCAAUUUGCCAGAACAAUGGCAUUUUGAGUUGACAAUUCACGUCUAUUUCUGUUCCUAGGAUUAUCUUUCAAACUAAUAGAAAACGAGAAUUCGGUCCGGUGUUUUAAAAGA
This is a messenger RNA of Capsicum annuum, 2436 nucleotides long. RefSeq names its product threonine dehydratase 1 biosynthetic, chloroplastic. Gene Ontology annotation, biological process: L-threonine catabolic process. Gene Ontology annotation, molecular function: threonine deaminase activity. The transcript is spliced from 8 exons. Bases 250 to 2064 code for a protein of 604 amino acids. The record is from RefSeq and is a predicted model, not a curated record. NCBI's taxonomy places the organism in Eukaryota, Viridiplantae, Streptophyta, Magnoliopsida, Solanales, Solanaceae.